This is a messenger RNA of Moneuplotes crassus, 2112 nucleotides long. The record is from the annotation of a GenBank genome assembly. Lineage: Eukaryota; Ciliophora; Spirotrichea; Euplotida; Euplotidae.
AAAUAACCAUGCUAGUCAAGACUAACAUUUCUCCUACAUUGGAGAAGACGAGAAGUCAAGAGAGUACUUCCAGCACAAGUGAUGCUGAUCUAGGUGAGGCAAAGAAGAGCUUGUCCUCUUUUUGUUGCCAAGAGGACUUUAUUAAAUUUCAUCCGUCCUCCUCUUGAUUCAGUAAGAGCAAAAUUUCUAAAUCUCAAGUUAAAGACUUUGGUCAUUUUAAGAAUGGCGAGCCUGAAAAAUCUUCCAAAUCAUGUUUGGAUACUUUGGGCAAAGCUUACGAGGAGUCUCAGUCAAAGGUGCUAAAGAACCCUGAUCUUGAGAUCGAAGACACAGCUUACAAUAUUGAUGAUAAUGAGUCGUAUGAUUACAUACCCAAUUCAGACCAUUCUUUUAUCGACGAGGCUAGUUUUGAAGCUGUUGAGCAAAAGACUGAAAAGGCAGAACAUGGUUCAAAAGAGCAAAAUGAAGAUGGAAUGAAACCUGAUGUUGAGAUGGAAUGAGCAAGUAUAUCCGAAGCUCCAACCGUUGAGCACAUACUAGCCCCACCGCCUUCAGAAGUACAGCAACAAGUCCUUCCAAAAUUAGAGAUUAUGAGUAGCCCACUUAUUUCUCCACAAAAAGUGACUCUGCCAAGCCCUUGACCUAAGUUUUAAGGAUGUUGAAAUGAAAGAAGAAAUUCCUGAAAUUUGAGAUGAGUUCAAAAACAAGCUUAAACAGGAGCCUAAAGAAGAGAUUAAGAACCAGCCAAAGCUGUUGCUUAAAGAAGAGCUUAAGGUGCAACUAAAAGAGGAGAAACGCGAAGAACUGAAAGCAAUGCUCAGGCUCUCAAUAAACCCAUUUAAAACAAAAGUAGUCUCCGUGUUGGAUGAAUUCUAUGAAUAUUUAGACCGAAAUAACCUUGCUGAUUGCCGGACCACUCAUUAUUUGCAUAACCAGGAGAGGAAGGAAACUGGCUCAGAUUGUGACGAGGAUAACUCAGAUAAGCACAAAAUGCAGACCGAAGGAGAACUCCCAAUCAUUCAAAAUAAUACAUUUGGCAUGAAACUUAAAGAUAUGUUCGAACGCAUCGAGGGUAAUGGCAAGUUAGCUUCAAUCUCUGACAUUGCAAGGAACGAGCUCAAGGGGCUUAAUCCUGACAAAGACAAAGAGGAUUAUUAUGCAGCUGAUGACUUGUUUAUCAAUAAUGAUGAGGAGGAAGAAGAUUCUGAUUCUGAAUCCAGUCAUGACGAAUGCGAUCGUAAAUUUUAUAAAUCGUUCAGGUUCGUCCCAACUCGCAAGUUAAAGAAAUAUGCCAACAAGAUAAAUAGAAGGAAGGCUGCCAGAAAAAUCAUAAAAAAUGAAGAAAUUCUAGAAAAGUGAAACAAAGUCGAGGAGUUAAGGAAGAAUAAAGCUUGUGACUCAACAAAUGAAAUGUUAGGAUCAUGCCCAUCCCUUCUUAUUUUGCAAGAGAUCGUUGACAAAGUCAUGGUGAGUAAGAACCUGCGAUUCAAACAUUGGAAGGACAACUUUCCCAAUAUUUUGACCUUUUUCACCAAGAUGUUUGAAGAAUCUGAUAAAGCGAAGAUCAUGGAAUAUCUGUAUCUUUUCAGGGAUAAAAUAAAGGAAAGGAAUAAGCUCAGAAGCAUGUUUGAGGCAUUAAGGAAGGAAAUCAAGAACUCCUCUGCUCAGGUGAACCAACUCAAUUUGAAAUCUUCUACUGAAAUUUUUGAAGAAAUAUUGAAGAACCAGAAAUUACAGGAAAUCUUUCCCAAAAUAGGCAAGGCUAUUAAAGAAAGCUUCACUAUAUGCUACAAGAUCACUAAGUAUAAGUUUGGGGAACACUACAGAAGCCAUCACUCUAUUAACACUCAAUAUGUCGAUAAGAAUCUGACUUAUAUUCAGAACCAGAAGCUUAAAGACUUAGAUAAGAAUCUGUGCACUUAUUUACUCAAGAGAUUUAAUGACAUUUAUGACUUGUUUGCUAAGGAUAGCAUCUUUACUUACCCUGAAGAUGCUAAGUCAGAUGAGAGCGCCUUUAAGAAAUCCCUGAUGCAAUGCCUCAGAGCCUACAUGGAGAAACCUAUCGGGUACAGGAUUUAUAGUCACAAUUACGACGUAGAGAAAGCUAAAUAA